ACACUCCCAGCCCGAUCGUCCCUGGGUCGGCCCGUUGGGACUGUGGGGUAUGCACUAGGCACAAGGCACCAGACAGGCUAUCUCGGAAAUAAUCUGGCCCACGCGUUAAUCCCCUUUAUCCCCGCCAAGCCGUCACCAUGCUCAGAGUUCAUUUCGGUAACAAGUCAAACGGUAGUGAGAAGUAUUCCGUUUCGGCUACGGCAGUAGGACUAGUAGGAAUAUGAGAGUUUGGAAAUAUAAUAAUCAGUGUUUAAACGCUCUGCUUUUGCUCCAUUUAACCAGGUAGCCCACAGGUAGGACUAGUGAGUGUGACAGUUUUUGAUUAUUAUUAUUAUUAUUACUGGACACACUGGACGAGCCUCUGUCCCAGUCACCGCAUCUGAAUCAGAGAGACUUCAAACUGGCAUCACCCGAGUCAACUUUGGGAAUUUAGCGUCACCAGUAGAACUGGCAUCUGCAAUUUUGGCAUGGAAAACGCUGGAUUUGGGAUACUCCUGAUAACACUUUGCGCUUUUCAAGGAACGCAUGGCCAGUCUGUGGAUAUGGACGUGGAUAGGUUCGGCUACGUGGGCUCCAAGGUGGACCUGCGAUGCCGCUUCCUGAACAGCGUCCCCCCCGUAAAAAUCUCCCAGGUCACAUGGCAGAAAGUGGUCAACGGCAGCAAGCAGAACGUGGCCAUCGCCAACCCGUCGCUGGGCGUGUCCGUGGCCCCGGCCUACCGGGACCGCGUGGCGUUCAAGAGCGCGGCGGUGCGGCGGCGCGCCCCCGUGCUGGAGGACACCACGCUGACCUUCUCGUCGCUGCGGCUCGCCGAUGACGCCGCCUACAUCUGCGAGUACACCACCUUCCCCGCCGGGAACCGGGAGGGCACCGUCAACCUCACCGUGUACGCGCGGCCCACCACCAAGAUGAGCCUCUCCACCCCCACCCUGGUGGCCCGGGCCAACAACAUUAGGACGCCGGUGGCCACCUGUACCUCAGCCAAUGGGAAGCCACCAGGCAUCAUCAGAUGGGAGACGAGAGUUCCGGGCGAGGCGACGAGCACAGAGUUCCGGAACUCUGACGGAACGUUCACGGUGCAGAGUGAGUACGCGAUGGUGCCCAGCAAGGACACGCACCAGGAGGUCCUGACCUGCGUCACCACCUACAAUGACGAGGUGUUCACCGACAGCGUCACGCUCGACAUACAAUAUGAGCCAGACGUGUCUGUGGAGGGCUUUGAUGGUAACUGGUACCUGAACAGGGAGAAUGUGCAGCUAAGCUGCCAGGCCAACGCAAACCCCAGAGUCUCGCUGUACCAGUGGAAACGGGUGAACGGCACUAUCCCCAGCAAUGUGGAGAUCCAGGACAACACCCUGACCUUCAGCGGCCCGCUGACCUACGACCUUGAAGGGACGUAUGCGUGUGAGGCCACCAACGGUAUCGGCACGCGGGCCGCCUCAGUGGAGGUGGUCAUCAUCGAGAAGCCAUUGCCCCAGGUAGCAACAGGUGAUGUCAUCAGUGUGAUCGCCCUGCUAUUGGCUGCCGGGGUGCUCAUGGGCAUCACCGUCACAGUCCUAGUGCUGAAAAUAAGAAGUAGGAAAGCUGGCACCUCGAGUCAAUCUCCCGCCAGCAAACCGUCCCAACCGGUGAGGAAAAGACCAGCCGACGACAUUCAGCACGCAGGGAGGUUCUACGAGGAGCUCCCCAACACAGCGGACUACGUCAGCUACCGCCUCGCCUGCAACAAGGAGGACUACCCGGAGCCCUACUCCCCUCCCUUCCAUCCCCCGCUCUCCUUCCUCCCCCAGCACCCGUACCAGCCUGCGGACCCCAACCACGCCCCCGCCCUGCCGUCCGCCACCGCCGCCUCCACAGCCAAACGCGUGGCCAUGAGCCCGGUCACCUCCAAAAACACCUUCUCCCCCCCAACUCACACCACCGCCAUCUUUAAAUACCCGUCCCUGCCGGGCAUGACGUCCCCACCUCCGGGCGUGGCCCCGUACACGUUCCCCAAAGAACAGUACGUCUGAGGGGGUCUCGCUCCCCGGGGUUGGGGGGCAGAGGGGUGAACUGCAUCCCCCUCUCUCUCCCUGGGCCUCCAUCGGAGGGGUGGAGGUGGGCCUGCUUGGGCUCUGGGCACCCCCGGUAGCCCCCCCCCCCCCCCAGUACCACCACCUGCUCAAUACCAGUUACGUGUUUGACACAACACACGCGAUACAUUGCAAUUGCAGACGGUCGCAACUUUGCAAGAAGAAAAGACAAUGGAACAAAGGGUUUGAUCUUAUCAGAUGGGAUUUAGGCUUAUGUACAUUUUUGAUACGUUUUUCUGUGUAUUUUUCUUGUUUUGUGAUAUGUGGUUUAUGUGGUUCAGAAAAUAAUGGGUUGGUUUGGCUUUCUGGCCACCGGAACAGGGGCGAGGUGAAGUCCCAGGUUAGCAUUAAACUGGGUUUACCGAUUAUUUGUAUCAGAGGAAAUUACUCUGGAAUGGGUUUGUUAUAGUAUGAUUCAAAUCUUUUUAGAUUUGUUUUGAAAUCAUCUAAAUGGAUAGGAUUAUUUCCUCGUAAAGCCAAACCACUUACAUGCUUAGUCUUUUGUGUAUAUCCUUUUAAAAAUGUAUUAAAAAAAAUAUACAACAACAAGAACCACAACAAUAUAAAAGCAAUCAAAAGAGAUAUCUCCUACAUCUUUCGCUUUAUUCCACUUUGGGAACUUUCCUCAAUACGUAAAAUUUUACUUGUGUUUUUGUAUCCUUGUUUAUCAUUACCAUAAUGAAUUUUAUGAGUUUAUCAUUUUGACAGUGAUAUGUAACGUGUUUUGUGUUUAGUUUUUUUUUUACUUUCCCGGGUUGGUUUUGCAAACAUCUGUGGUAUCCAGCUAGAUUAAAAAUACCAUGAAAACAAGAUAGAAUUUCAAAUAUAUAUUCUGAUCUCCUUAUUCACACUACCUACUUAUUUUGAUUAUUGACUAUGUGUUGAAUAACAUUGUACACAGCCAUUUCUAAAAUAAUAUAAUCCGGUUUAUUUAUUUUACUCAUUUGGGGAGCUACUUGUGUUUACAUAUUAAUAUUUUUUAAAUGCUGUUGGUGUUUGAGAUAUUUUGACAAACAGUGACCUGUCUUUGAUUGUGUACUUAUUAAAAUACUUGAUUACAAUAACCCAAUAUAGCAACAGUUCACGUUUCAUUAAGAAGGGAACUUCCAUAGUUUCCAUUGUGACAUUUAAUGCAUCAAGUUUUUAUCUAUAUACAUUUUUAUACAUGCAUUGGUUGAAUGUGUUUGCUUCAAUUCACUCAUUAAAAGUCUAUUCAGGUAUAACAUGCAUAAAUAAGCUUGAUAAUUAAAUGUGUUGAUAUUGUUCCCCUUUCAAAUCGGUCUUAUUGGUAUCUUGAACUACUGUUUACAUUUCAACCUUUGUUUUAGUGAACAUUCAAAUAAAAACAUGGGGUUAACAGGGGUUAGAUUUACUUGGGAAAGUUUAAGUAGACAUUGUUCUGAAUUAAUACUUUUACUUAAAUACAUUCCUAACCAAAGCCAUAACUAUUUGCUUAAUUUAUUGAACCAUUCCAAAUACUAACUUUUAGUAAAGUAAAGUAAAUUACUUCAAAACAGCAAUAGCAAUAUGUGUAGUGCAAUAAAUGGUAAUAGGUUGUUCUUCUGUUUGAAAGCAAUAAUAGUGUAACCAAGUCAGACCAAGAUUUACUUGUUUUGUACUUUUGAUUUCAAGCAUAACAAUCAAUGUUUAUACUUGUAUUCAUAUUUAAAGGUAAGGGUUAGGGUUAGGAUUAGGAUUUUAAAAAAAUCGAAAUUUAUCCUUUAGUGAAAUGUUUGACAGAAUAUUGAUAUUUUUACUAACUUCAGUAUCAGAUGAGUACUUUUUCCACCCCGGUGUUGUUAUGCUGCUGCUCAGGUUAAUCCCUGAGAAACUGAUCACGGCUUUGCAUUCAUUCAUGACAGUCUCACCUUACACCCUACUGGUGCAACUUACUGGCACAAUUUACUACUUCACUCUGCUGGGACCUUACUGGUACAACAUAAUGGAGUCAUCUAUACUACAAUGACCAUGCAGGUUGUUUAUGUGUGUGUGUGUGUGUGUGUGUGUGUGUGUGUGUGUGUGUGUGUGUGUGUGUGUGUGUGUGUGUGUGUGUGUGUGUGUGUGUGUGUGUGUGUGUGUGUGUGUGUGUAUGUAAGCAUUAUAGCUCUGAAAUGCCAUAUUUAUAAAUCUGCUGUCACCCUCACUCUAUUAAAGGUGUUUACUGAU
Gadus macrocephalus (Pacific cod) is the source of this 4238-nucleotide messenger RNA. It is a transcript of the gene nectin1a, whose product is annotated as nectin cell adhesion molecule 1a. The record is from RefSeq and is a predicted model, not a curated record. Lineage: Eukaryota; Metazoa; Chordata; Actinopteri; Gadiformes; Gadidae. Bases 468 to 2012 code for a protein of 514 amino acids. The transcript has 10 exons. Gene Ontology annotation, cellular component: adherens junction. Gene Ontology annotation, biological process: protein localization to cell junction; heterophilic cell-cell adhesion; homophilic cell-cell adhesion.